AUGGACUAUUGCUUGGUCUAUCAAGAAGGUGACGGCGAAGACGCAGAGCCCGCUCGCCAGCGUUCCCGUUACGUACUCGAAUUGAGGAAACGAGGCCUUCAAGUGGAUCGUGUACCGGCCGAUAGGACAAAUGGUAUGUGUUAUGUGUUGAUCGGCAUCCCCUCUCCGAUGCUGGAGGAAUACGGCGAAAAAUUGCGCCUUCCCGUGCCCCUUCGAAAGACAUCGCUUUCGGGUCAUGAGCGCGCUCGUGGCGAUAUGACAUCCUGCCAAUACGAACCAUACAAGCGCGGCCAGCCGGAAAAGUAUGGUAGUGAUAUGCCCGGCGAUCACCCAUUUUCCACUGCCGAUCGUGGUCGAAUCGCUUUCCAAAUUUUGCAGUCCGCACGAGCGGAAGUUGAGCUCAACGCAACCUCCGAUGAGGCGCUGAACAGGCGCGAGCUGCUCAUGAAACACUGGGCGACGUUUUCAGCGAUGCGAAAAGGACAACCAAUCGAUUCGAUCAAACGCUAUUUCGGGACCAAGAUUGCUAUCUACUUUGCGUUCCUGGAAACGACUACGCGGAUGUUCGGAAUAGCCGGGUGCUUCGGGAUUGUGUGGCUGAUUUUCGUCCUCGCCAUGCUCUUCAACGAGAAGCAGACAACGAUUCGCGAGAUAUGCAGCGACCAUUCAACUCUAUUAUGUCCAAGGUGCAACAGAUUUUGUGACUUUCGGCGAUGGGCAGACGAGUGUGUAAUGACACAGAUCAGCUACUUUUUCGAUCAAUGGGGUACGAUGGUGGUCGGCAUGUGCAUCACAGUCUGGGCCCAGGCCUUCCUGCAGACGUGGAAGCGCAGACAAGCCUGGCUUUCAAAUCGAUGGGGCUUGGAUGCAACCACUGCGGAACACACAAUCCGUUUCGAUUUUCGGAAAAGAAUGCGAAAGACGCGCAAGAACUCGGUGACAGGAAAAUUUGAACCUUGCUGGCCGCCGCACAAGGCCGCUAUGAACGGUGUGGUCAACACCUGCCUCGUACUAGGAGUCGCUUGCUACAUCAUUGCGGCUUUCCUGUUGCAUAAUGUGCUUCGCGGAUAUAUAGAAGAAACCGUCAUACUCGUUAUAAACGAAAUUCCCAUCUUGGGACCGCUAAGGUCUUUACUGACCCCAACGCUGAGCGCAAUGGUGCACCUGCUCUUCAGUCUAGUCUUCAAUUCAUUCUACAAAAGGCUCGCCGCGUUUAUUGUGAGAUGGGAAGACCAGCGCACACAACGCGAUUUCGACAAUUCCUUCAUCAUAAAAAUCGUUGUUGCUGAAUUUGUCAGCGUCCAUGCUUCGCUGUUUUUCCUCGCCUUUUUGAACCCGACAUUCGGACAUCAGUGGUCAAAGCUUGCGCCAAACUUGCAUCACUGCUCAACUAAUUGUUUUGCAGAACUCUCCUUACAGGUCGCGACGAUGUUCACCGGGGCACAGUUUGCGAAGCGCAUCAAGAAAGCCUGUUCCCCGUUGCUCCAGCGCGCCUUCAAAAAUUUUCGCACAGGCUUCACUCAUUGGUCACGCAACCGGCAAAUGAAUGGAGAAAUGAUUCCCUACGAACGGUUAACCGAUGAUAAUAAGGCCCCACAAUGGGAAUCGGACUUCUACCUUGGUGCCAAUGAACCGCAUUUUCUAUGUUAUGAGUACGCAGAAUUGGUGUCGCAGUUUGCCAGUCUUGCCCUUUUCUCCGUAGCGUUCCCUCCUGCCGCCGUUUUUGCUUUCUUCAAUAACCUCUUUGAGAUCCGCUCCGACGCCCGCCUGUUUCUCCUUUGGAAGCAGCGCUCCGUGGCCGAAGAGGUCGAAAGCAUUGGGAUCUGGACAGAAGUCAUCGAAAUCAUCGUUCAGCUAUCGAUCUAUGUAAAUGCCCUGCUCGUCGCCUUCACUUCUGAAUUCGUGCCCCUUAUGAUGUGGCGUGUUCGAAGCGGGUCCCUGGGCGGAUACGCCAAUAUAUCACAUUCCAUCUUCGACACUCGUUUCCUGCCAUCUUUCUCGCCAUCAAUCAUGUAUGCGUCCGAAUUCUUCAACCAAAGCCUCAAUCGUGUCGACGGCUUUCCUGAACUGAUCCCAGCAACUUGCAGGUAUUAUGGUCACAACAAACCACACUGCGCCAAUGGUACGAACGCCGAAUGUGUACUAGGCCCGAAUAUCGAGUUCUCCGACACCUGGUGGCACAACACGGCGCUGCGCCUCUGCUCUGCCAUAGCCUUUGUUUUCGUGGCGGAUGCGCUUCGAUGGGCAGUGCAGCAGAUCUUCUCGGCGGUCCCACCAGAAUUGCCGCAGAAAUUGGCGCGGGAC
Mesorhabditis spiculigera is the source of this 2304-nucleotide messenger RNA. The record is from the annotation of a GenBank genome assembly. NCBI's taxonomy places the organism in Eukaryota, Metazoa, Nematoda, Chromadorea, Rhabditida, Rhabditidae.